Molecule: messenger RNA, 2542 nt
Organism: Venturia canescens
Lineage: Eukaryota; Metazoa; Arthropoda; Insecta; Hymenoptera; Ichneumonidae
Product: protein sister of odd and bowel-like
Exons: 1
Coding region: 171-2174 (667 amino acids)
Biological process (GO): embryonic pattern specification; embryo development; regulation of transcription by RNA polymerase II
Cellular component (GO): nucleus
Molecular function (GO): DNA-binding transcription factor activity, RNA polymerase II-specific; RNA polymerase II transcription regulatory region sequence-specific DNA binding
Source: RefSeq, a predicted model, not a curated record
UUCGGAGGAUAAAAAAGAGAAUCGCGGAAGUGCAGCGAGCUUGGUGAGUUUGCGGUGUCGAGCGGCCAGAAAAAUCGGCCGGCCAUUGAAUUUCGCGGAAGAUCAAUAAAAUUGAAGGUAGAAACAGAGCACGGUGGACCAAGGGUGGUGGGAUCAAGGGGCGGAAUAAAAUGGACCUCACCGAGGCGUUCGCGCCUGGUGCACCCGGCGAGGAUCUCGGGAAGACAGACUUUUUUGACUUCGUAGUAUCGCCACCGCCACACUGCGCAUCCGGCGGAGCCGGAGGUGUCGUAAUAACCGACGACGAUAAUUUUCUUCAUCGUACCUGUGCUCGUGGCAUGAGCUUUCUUCAUCAGGAUCCAAGACACGAUGACCACGAUAGUCGUGAUAUUCAUACGAGUAGCGGGGUAUCUUUUAUUAAAGAAACGAACAAUAAUACGUUGACGGCAUUGCCACCAGUAUCGACGAUAACCGGUUCUCUGAGUCAUCACAACGCGGUACGCAAUCACGGUUGUCCGGUCACCGGUACGGAACAAGUUCCCAUGGAUCAAUCCGACUGUGAUUAUUGGGGUGGCAGUGACGGCAAGGAACAAACGUGUAAUAUAUUGCUCGAAGAUUUGAACAAGUAUUGUUGGUCGGCGCAUACCAACAGCCAAGCUCAAAAUGACAACGUGGCUGUUGUGCACGGUGGUAACGAAGCUGGGCAUAGAACAUCGAACAGCGGAGGCUGCACCGGUAACGAUCGGCAUCAGAAUACGGACGGUGCGAUUUACACGCUGACAGUAUUGAACAACGAAGCAAAUUCGAUGGACGCGUUGGACUGUUGCAAAAGUCCGGCAGCUCCCUCCAACGAUUCAUGGUCCCUGCGGCCGAACUUGGAUCUCGACGCGAUAUUGAGUAUGGAGCCGAGUCCAGCGGAGCAGGAGCACGAUGUACAAAACUCGGUUAACGACGUGACGCGAACGGAGAGGUUCCACGUCAUAGCAACCCCGUCCUCGCAAUAUACGACCGACGACAGUGGCUUCGUCGAGAGCAAAGACUCGUGCGGUCGAGGACAGAACAACUCCCACGUCGACAACAACAACGAUUGGAAGCUUUCCGAUCAGAAUCAUCUCCAAGAUGCAGUCGCCGCGGCUGCAGCAGCCGCCAACGACUCCGCCGAGUCUCUUCUGCGGAGCGCCCUCCAGGGAAAAUUGUAUUCGGGUACGACGCAAAUCGCCUCGCCCUCGUCCUCGCAGUCCUCGACGAUGUCGUUAUCCGUGACGAACAGCACGGCGAGCAGUCUCCAACUGCUGCAGGAUCAGGGUCAACAACAGCAACAAAUGCAACAGGACGAAUCGAUGCACGGCUGUACGGAAGAGGAUCUGCUCCUUUCACAAUUGGAAACGACGACUUAUAGACCGGGCGAUUACGAGAAGCUGAAGAGCAUCGCGAACGAGGUCGUCGAAUCCUACUGCAAUCUUGAACCCGUGUGCAACGUAUCUGCUACGACAACGGUCAUGUACACGCUGGAUCCAACGAGCGGUAGCCUCGGGACGAUAACGCUUCCGGCGGAUCUUGGCCAAGUGGGUACGGUGACGGUUGUCACUGCGGCUCAACAGGACCAGCUGGUCCAGGCAGCGACAACGACGGACAUAACCCCGGUCACGACGACCACCACGAACAAUACUCAGAUUCCGAUAACUCCGUCUCGAGGUGGAGGCACCAAAGCGCCCAAGAAGUACAGCAGAAAGCCCAAGGGCUCAGCUGCCAAUUCGGCAAACGCCAACGGCAAUUCUGGCACUGCUUCUUGCAGCGGUAACGGUAACACGAGCAACGGACAAGCCACCAGUGGAAACGGUGGAUCCCCGGGAUCUUUACCCCGCAAGGAAAGGUCCCUUCAUUACUGCAGCAUAUGCAGCAAAGGUUUCAAGGACAAAUACAGCGUUAACGUUCACAUUAGAACUCACACCGGUGAAAAACCCUUCGCUUGCUCCAUAUGCGGCAAGAGCUUUCGUCAAAAGGCCCAUCUCGCCAAGCACUAUCAGACUCACAUUACUCAGAAACCAAACGUGGGCAGUGCAGGGAGCAGCGCGAGUAGCAACGCUAGUAACACCAGUCCGACUUGUACGGACGUCGUAACGAGUACCAGAACUCUUCCUGACUCAGCCACUGCGUGCAAUCCAUCCAGCUAGUUGUUUCAUCCAAUAUAUUACUUUCUUAUCCAUCAAUUCUCCCUCCCCGUCUCCGCUCCCUCGUCCCCCUUCGAAUGAAGAUACACGCGCGCACAACUCGCCCGUCCAACCUCUCCGUCCAGUGUGUCUUUAUUUUCUCUUUCUUUAUUCAUUUUAAUGAAUUUUAUUUUGUAUUAUCGUAGAGUGUACAGUAAACGCGCCCGCGCGCGCCCGGCAAUUUCUCAUCUCGACAUUGCUCGUUCCACAUUCCACGAGUCUGUCUCUGCUUCCCUCGUCACACAACACACACCACACACCCAUCGCCCGACUUGCCUCGUUGAAAACGAUUUAUCCUCUGCGCCUCGUAUGCUCCCCGCGCAUCCGCAUGC